CCUUUCAAUUAGUUGUUAUCAGGUCCUUACCGCUUGGGCGCGAGCUGUCGCGUACGUUCAUAUUAAAUGAAGGGAAACCUUUUGCGAUCUAUUUUUGAAGUCUUUUUUUAUUUAUGACUCGUCGCAUCAAUUAAUGCAUUUGUGAGGAGUAGCGGAGAGACCCUUGAGAAAACUUACGAAGGUAACACCAGGCACCAGUGCCGUCAACCCGCAGCCGCUCAGCUGGUAGGAGUCAAGGCCCUCGAGGAGUUUCCUCCGGAGCGACCUGGCCCCUCGCGUUCGCUCCAUCGCUCUCUCCCCGGGAUUUACAGACAUGGCGUCGCGCGCUGGGCCGCGCGGUUUCCCGCUGGAGCGCCCUGCCCGGCGCGGACGCGUUUGAUUGGCCGCGGUGAACAGGGGGGCGGGGAGGAGGAGGAGGAGGGAUACAUCUCUAUGGCCGCGGCGCUGGUGACCCGUACGAGCCCACCAUGGUGAGACGGGCCGACCCGCUGUACACGGAGUGGAUCCUGGAGGCCGUCCGGCGGAUCAAGCGGCAGAAGCAGCGGCCCUCGGAGGACCGCAUCUGCCACGCGGUGUUCGCCUGCCACGGCCUGGACCGCGCCGUCGUGCUGGAGCAGCUGGAGCUCUCCGUCCGGCACGGCGCCGUCCUCAAGGUCACCAACAAGGGCAGCGCCUCGUACAAGGACCCGGGAGUGGAGCCCGGGGGCCUCGCCGCCGGCCCCGGGAGGCCCGCGUGGGGACGGGCGGACUUCCGGCACGUGGACUGGAACGGGGUCCUGCGGCGGGCCAUCGAGGGUCUGGACGAGCCCGGCGGCUCCUCCUUGCGGAACGUCCUGCGGUUCCUGAGGAACCGGGACGACCCGGCGACCCGGGACCGGGGCGACCCGGCGGCCCCGGAUGACCUGGCGCCCCCGGACCUGGCGAGCGCGGCGGUCAGCCCGCUGUUCCAGCAGCGUCUGCGCCUGGCGGCCAAGCGCGCCGUGAACAGCGGCCGGCUGCUGAAGACCGGCCCCCUCUACAGGGUGAACUACGGCAGCGCUGCGGCAGGCAGGGCGCCCCCCAGAGGCACCGGCGCGUCACUGCCGCCCAUGACUCUGCUGCCGCACGAGAGAGACCAGCCUCGUGCCGACCCCAUCCCCAUCUGCAGCUUCUGUUUGGGCACCAGAGAGUCCAACCGAGACCAGCGUCCUGAACCACUGCUGUCCUGUGCUGACUGUGGGAGCAGUGGGCAUCCCUCGUGUCUGAAGUUCUCCCCCGACCUGGCCGGCAACGUGCAGGCCCUGCGCUGGCAGUGCAUCGAGUGCAAAACCUGCAGCUCCUGUCAGAUCCAGGGCAAGAACGCGGACGAGAUGCUGUUCUGUGACUCCUGUGAUCGGGGGUUCCACAUGGAGUGCUGUGACCCCCCCCUCGACAGAAUGCCCAAAGGGACGUGGCUGUGCCAGGUGUGCCGGCCUAAGGGCCCUCACAGGGGACUGCUGCACAGACGGGCUGCUGAGAUCAAGCGCCGGUACGCCAAGCCGCGGGGAAGACCCCGAAACACGGCCAAACCGCCGCGGGGAAGACCCCGAAACACGGCCAAACCGCCGCGGGGGAGGCCCAGGAACACCCCCAAAAGACCACGAGGGAGGCCCCGCAAGACGCCCAAUCAACAGACAGCGUGUCCUGCCAGCAAUGAGGGGUCGGUUGUAGCAGCGGCUGGAAGGCAGAAGAUUCUAGCGUGUUCCGCACCUUCCGAUAGCCAAUCAGCAUCUGCGGAUGACCUGAGGAGCCGGCCCCGCCCCCGCUGGGCGGGCGGCGCCCCCAGACGGCCCCCCGGCCCCCGAAAGUGCCCCUCCUCCCCGGCUCCUGCUUUCAACAAGAAAACCAAAGGUCUGAUCGACGGGCUGUCCAAGUUCUUCACGCCGUCGCCGGUGGGUCGAAGGUCGAGGGGCGAGGCCGAAGGGGACGACGUCCCGGCACGCUAUUGGCCGAAGAGCCGCGGCCUCCUGAAACGAGCGGGGUGCUUCAAAAUGGCCGCCGAAUCCGCCCAAACUCUCGGCCCCGUUCCCCCUCCUACCCCCGCGCUCCACGGCCCCGCCCCCACGCCCCCCUCCCCCCCGUUCGGCGCCUCCAGCCAAUCGGGUGAGCCGUGCUUCGGCGGUUUCCCCGGUAACAGCCAGCUGAAGGGCCUGUUCGACGGCCUGUCCCACAUCUUCGUCACGCAGACGCAGUCCCGCAGGAAGGGGCUGCCCAGCUACGCCCCGCCCAAACGGGGCCGCCGCCCGGCCGACCUGUCCCUGGCCCCCAAGCCCCGGCCCCCGCACCGCGAGGGCUGGCCCCUGGCCGGGCCGGGCCCCUGUGCGUGGCCCCUGGCGCGGGGCCGGCCCUUCAGCGGCACCGCGAGGUUCAAGCGCACGCCGCUGCUGCGGAAGCUGAGGGCCCUCGGCCGGCUGAAGCACCGCGCGCCCCCCCAGAGGGGCCCCCCCGGCCCCGCCUCGGGCCCCGCCGCCAGGGUCAAACCAGAGCAGGACCACGGGGACGAGGCCGAGCCGAAGCCGGAGAGCGGGGCGCUGAGGAGCGUCGCGCAGGACGGAGUGACGCCUGAAGAUGUGGAGAUGUUCAGGCAAACUCAGCAGCUGUGCACGCAGAAGAUGGGCUGUGUGAGCGGUGGAGAUUCCGGGCGGCGUCCGGCGGUGAUCGAGAUGGGGAAGCACGAGAUCCAGACGUGGUACUCCUCCCCUUACCCCCCGGAGUACUCACGAUUGGAAAGGCUCUUCCUGUGCGAGUUCUGCCUGAAGUACAUCAGGAGCCGGAACAUUCUGCACAGUCACUCCAAGAAGUGUGGCUGGUUUCACCCCCCGGCCAAUGAGAUCUACCGCAAGGACGACCUCUCCGUGUUUGAGGUGGACGGGAACGCCAGUAAAGUAUUCUGCCAGAACCUGUGCCUGUUGGCGAAGCUCUUCCUGGACCACAAGACCCUGCACUACGACGUGGACCCCUUCCUCUUCUACAUCCUGACCAGAAACGACGACCAGGGCUGCCACCUCGUGGGGUACUUCUCCAAGGAGAAACUUUGCCAGCAGAAGUACAACGUCUCCUGCAUCAUGGUCAUGCCGCAGUACCAAAGGCAGGGGUACGGCCGGUUUCUCAUCGACUUCAGUUACCUGCUCUCCAGGCGGGAGGGCCAGGCGGGCUCCCCAGAGAAGCCCCUCUCGGGUUUGGGCCGGCUGUCGUACUGGGCCUACUGGAGGAGCGUGGUGCUGGAGUACCUGCACAGGUGUGCCAGGAAGAGCGUCAGCAUCCAGGCCAUCAGCCGGGCCACGGGAAUGUGCCCCCACGACAUCACCUCCACCCUGCUGCAGCUCGACAUGGUGCACUCACAGGAGGGGAGGCUGGUGCUCGUUCGGAGGGACGGACUGAUCCGGACGCACAUGGAGAGGCUGAGGGAGAGGCCUCGUGCGCACGAGGUGGACCCCGCCCACCUGCGCUGGGCCCCGCCCACAUCCCGCAAGGCCCCGCCCACCGGGGCAGAGCUCGGAGCAGACCCUGAGGCUUGGGGCUGGGAGAUCCACUCCCCCCCUCCGGUCUCUGGGCGCCCCCCCCUGUCUGUGGGCCGCUGCGGGAGCUCGUACCGCCGCUCCCUGAUUCGCUGUCCCGCGGUCUCCCACGGUUACGCUCACAGCAGCGAGGAGAGCAGCGCAGAGGAGGGCGGGGUCUGUGCUGGCUCCGCCCCCACGCCAACCAAGUCCCCGGGCAUCAGGAGAAAGCGGUCGCCCGUUCUGAAGCGGAAGCGGGGUCGGAAACGGAAGAGGAUCAACAGCAGCGUCACCACGGAGACCAUCUCCGAGACCACGGAGGUGCUGGACGAGCCCUUCGAGAACUCCGACGACGAGAUGCCGGCGUUCCCGCUGAAGGACGGUCACGGAACGUUCCGGCGGGCGGCCAAGCGCCGCAGGGCCGCCAGUAACCAAAACACUGACAAUCACAAACACCUCGACUAUCCAAAUGACGCUGAACAUGCAAUCAAAGGCUCCAGUGGGGGCCGGGGGAGGCCGGGCGGCCCCCACCCUCCCAAACGGAAGAAGGGCUGGCCGAAAGGCCUGAAGCGCGGCCCCCCCAAGUGGAGGCUGAAGGAGCGCAGGGCGGGGUUCAGGCUGAACCUGUACACCCCCCCGGAGACCCCCAUGGAGCCCGACCGCCACAGCCUGUGCCAGGGGCCCCCGGAGGCCUGGGAACGGUCCCCCGCCGUCCCCGACGUGGCCCCCGAGCCAGGCAAGCCGUCCUCCCCGCUCCCGGACCCCAAACCGGACUCCCCGCUCGACCCGUUCGGCCAGGACGAUGUGCUGGACGCCCCCGGAACGGAUGAGGAGGAGGAGGAGGAGGAGGAGGAUGACGACGGUGACGGUGACAAUGAUCAUCUUCAGGAUGAAGAGCGGAAAGCUGAAGAGAAGCAGGUGUGCAGCGUGCGAGCAGCCGAGCGAGAGGAAGAGGAGGAGGAAGAGGAGGAGGAGCCCACCCACAAUGAGGACCAUGACGCGGACGAUGAAGAUGACGGCCGUGCCCUGGCGCCCGAGGCCGAUGCCGCGAACGCUCCGGAAACUUCCGAGGACCUGCCUCCCGAGCUUCCCCCUCCUCCCUCGCAGGACGCGGAUGCCAGUGUCGUGGAGGGUAACCGGGACGACCAGGCCGCGCCCGAUGGCGGUCAAGCCACGCCGUACUCCGCUCCGAUUCCCUCCACUCCGACUCCCACCGGCUCCGAGUCUCCCCGGCACCCGGAGGACUCGGAGUCUGAGGAAGAGUGCGGUCGCGAGGAGGAGGAGGAGGAGGGACGCGCAGAGUCCCCGGCGAGGCAGGACCGGGUCGCGUGUGCGGAGGUCGACCCGGAGACGGCGCGGGCCGUUCAGUCGCUCACGGGCGAGGCGGAGCAGGAGGGCGCGUUCCCGGACUGCGCGGAGGCCUGCCGGGGCCUGGCGGGGUACCCCCGUCCCGAGCAGAGCCCCCCGGCCGGCCCCGCGGACGAGGGCCUCCCGUCCGAGCACAGCAGCCCCGUGUCGUCGGUGCAGUCCCACCCCGGCCAGUCGGUGCGCUCCGUCAGCAGCCUGGAGAGUGGCUACGCGCAGAUCAGCCCCGCCCACAGCACCGUGUCCGCGCCCUCGCUGCAGAACCUGGAGGCCAGCCCCAUGAUGGACGUGCCGUCCGUCUCCGACCACUCGCAGCAGGUGGCGGACAGCGGCUUCAGCGACCUGGGCAGCAUCGAGAGCACCACGGAGAACUACGAGAACCCCAGCAGCUACGACUCCACGCUGGGCGCCGGCUCCGCCCAGAACAGCUGCUCCUACGGCGGCCUGUCGCAGAGCAGCUGCGCCGUCACCCAGCAGCUGGCCGAACGCGCCGGCGUGGGCGGGGCCUACGGCAUGAGCUCUCCGCAGGGCUGCGUGUCGGAGCGGCCGCCCAGCGGCCCCCAGACGCUCUCCCACUUCACCCUGCCCCCGGCGCCGCACGUUCAGCUGCCCGACAUGGCCGAGGCGAUCGCCCUGGGGCUGUACGAUCGCUCGGGCAAGGGCGAAUACGGCGCCGGCCAUUACGCCCAACCCUCGGCUACCUUCAGCCUGGCCAAGCUGCAGCAGCUCACCAACGGCCUGAUGGACCCCCACAUCCUGCCUUUCGGCCACUCUGGCCCCCACCACAUCGCCUCCUACCCCAACAGCGCCGCCCCUCUACCCCCACCACUGACGAACGCCGGCCUCCUGUCCCAGGGCCCGCCCUCUCGGCAUGCCGCUCACCAAGCGCACGCCCCCACCAUGACCCCGCCCCCGAAUCUGACUCCUCCGCCCGCCAUGCUGCAGCGCGGCGUGGUGAUGCCCAACUCCAGCGUUCCGCCGUCCCCCCAGAGACUGCAGAGCCACGCCCCGGUACGCGCCAAGUCCGCCCCGCUGCCCCCGAACCAUCACCUUCAUCAUCACCACCACCACCACCAUCAUCUCCAGCAGCAGCAGCAGCAGCAGCAGCAGCAGCAGGUCUACAGUCGAGCGCCGCAUGCGGUUGCCAUGCAAGCCCACGGGCGGACGCUCAACGUGCAGGGGGCCGAGAGGUCCCUGGUGAUGCAGGCCCCCAGCAGGGCACUGACCAUGCAAGCGUCCGAGAGGACCCUUGCGAUGCAAGCGCCCAAAAGAACUCCCGCUUUUCAGGCACCUGACCGGACACUAUCCUUGCAGGGACCCGAAAGGUCUCUAUCCUUACAGGCACCCGAAAGGUCUUUGUCCUUACAGGCACCCGAAAGGUCUUUGUCCUUACAGGCACCCGAAAGGUCUCUAUCGUUGCAGGGCCCAGAAAGGUCUCUAUCGUUACAGGGCCCAGAAAGGACACUAUCCUUACAGGCACCCGAAAGGACACUAUCCUUGCAGGGCCCAGAAAGGUCUCUAUCGUUGCAAGGGCCGGAAAGGACACUAUCCUUGCAGGGCCCAGAAAGGUCUCUAUCGUUGCAAGGACCGGAAAGGACUCUGGCCUUGCAGGGACCCGGUCAGACGAUUACCUUGCAGACAUCCGAGAGGGCACUUGCUAUGCAGGCACGUACCAGGGCACUCGCGUUACAAGGACACGGCAGGACGCUUGCGAUGCAAGGCCCCGAUAGGACACUUGCCUUACAGUCUCCAGGCAGGACACUCGCUAUGCAGGCGUCUAGCAGGACGCUCGCAAUGCAAUGCCGUGAAAGGACCCUGGCUUUGCAGUCGCCGGGGAGGACGCUGGCUAUGCAGGCAUCGAGCAGGACACUCGCGAUGCAAGGCCCCGACAGGACCCUGACCUUACAGUCUCCGGACAGGACACUCGCUAUGCAGGCAUCUAGCAGGACGCUCGCGAUGCAAGGCCCCGAGAGGACACUGGCCUUACAGUCGCCGGGGAGGACGCUGGCUAUGCAGGCGUCUAGCAGGACGCUGGCGAUGCAAGGCCCCGACAGGACCCUGACCCUGCAGACGCCGGGCCGGGCGAUCGCCAUGCCGCGCAUGAACAUGGGCGUCAACCUCAUGCCGGCGCCGGCCUACAACGUCAACUCCCUGAACGUGGCGCCGCUCAACGCCAUGAACGGCUACCGCGUGGCGCAGCCCAUGAUGAACGGCGGCUACCACGGCAACCACGCCGCCUACAUGAACCAGCCGCCGCAGUACUCUAUGCAGAUGGGCAUGAUGGGCUCGCAGGCGUACUCCCAGCAGCCACUGCAGGCCCCGCCGCACGGCAACAUGAUGUACGCCCCCGCGGGUCGCCACGGCUACAUGAACGGCAGCGUGCCCAAGCCGCCCUUAAACCCGUCCUUCAUGAGACCCUGAGUCCGCAGUCUCCUCCUCCUCCUCCCUGUGCAUUUUCUUCAAAAAGUGCGUGUUGUUUUUGAAAUGCACUUUACCCCCCCUGGAUUACAUUUAUUUUCUUUUAUUUUUAUUUUUAUUUUCCUGAAAAACCAGCACUUGGUAAGGAUGCAAAAAAAAAAAGAAAGAAAAAGAAAAAAAAAGAAAGAAAAAUCUGAAUUCUGAGCUUUUUAUUUUAUUUUUUAUUUCCUAUUGGUAGGAAAGCCUUACAUCGUUAAAAAUGAAAACGUAUCGGAUUAGCGAUAAUCUCCUUUCGACGAGUGCAGUACAUGACACCAAACUGCCAAUGGAGUCGGCUUCAGCAAGUGGAACCGCGCGCUGAAGCUAAAUAAUGUGCCUGCUACAAAUGCAUUAUUGGAUAUUAGAGCCUUUUACAUGUACCUGUACGGCAGUCAUGGCAUUUAGUUUUCUUCUAUACUCAUGCCUUUAUAUAUUUAAAUUAUUGUACAUUAAUUUUUUUAAUGUAAAGUGACACUUAGCAUGCUGCGAUGUCUUUGUUAGUGACAGUGCAUCAGAAGAGUACUGUACAAGUGUUGUGCUUCAUAGCAAAGCCAUUUUUUAAAUGUAUCGCCUUCUUAGGUUUUCCCUGUAAAGGGGGAGAAAAAUUAAACUAUAUUUUUGUUAAUUCUAAUGCUGUAAAAAAAAAAAAAUACAAUUGUAAACUUUGUCCCAUUUCAGUUGUUAAGCUUCAAAGGUUUUAUUGCUAAAUGUGUAUAAUUCAUGACUUUUUGUAACAAAUUUCCUUAAACGAGGCAGCUUUCUGUUUUAUAAUGCAAACUGAUUUCUGUCUAAAUAUUAAAGCAUAUCUCAAUGUUUGUAUGCGUACGAUUCUAAAACAUUUCAGAGAUCUUGUGGCAGAAAUAAAAAAAAAUAUAUGAACAUAAA
Molecule: messenger RNA, 8222 nt
Organism: Conger conger (European conger)
Lineage: Eukaryota; Metazoa; Chordata; Actinopteri; Anguilliformes; Congridae
Product: histone acetyltransferase KAT6B-like
Exons: 18
Coding region: 468-7301 (2277 amino acids)
Biological process (GO): nucleosome assembly; regulation of DNA-templated transcription
Cellular component (GO): nucleosome; MOZ/MORF histone acetyltransferase complex
Molecular function (GO): DNA binding; histone acetyltransferase activity
Source: RefSeq, a predicted model, not a curated record